GAGAGUUCGAGCGAGAGUGCAGGAGGAAAAAAAGGGAAAAAAUUGCACCAUAUUUACAUAUUAGCCCUCGGGGCUCAGAAGCGUCCGUAAAUGCAUGGAGUUGAGUGUGACACACUGUGACACCUUGGCAACCGCAGAACUCUCAGAGAGGACCACUGGACCAAUCAAUCUCAACUCUCUUUCUCUCCACGGACUGCAGCUGCAACAGGCUAGGUAAACAAGACCCCGAACUGCGAUGCCAUCAAACAAAUGCCCGUCCACCAUCAUGGUGGAGAGUGACAAGAUGACGGCGACGGCUGCUGUGAAUGGAGACAUGUCUUCAGUGGAGGGUUUGUUGGAAAACGACAGUGGCCUCGUGAUGACCAACGAGAACAGCCCGCUGACGGCCGCUGAACCCCCGUCACCCUUCAGCCCCAAGCAGAGCGGUGGAGCUGCGUCCCCCCCGGAUACAAACAUGAACCAGCUGUCAGGUGGCAGGAAGAGAACCCGGAAGCGCUCGGAGACGGAGGACGAGUGUGUCUGGGACUCCUCCUACGGCGAGGAGGACAAGUUGCGGGUUGGAGCAGGCUGCGAGGUAGGCCUGAGACAGAGACCUCCUCCCAGAACCAUCUUCCAGGCAGGCCUGACGCCGCACAGCAAGCCCCGCAGCCGAGACCGAGGCAGACAGGGCAAGCAGGAACGCGGCAGUCCCUUGAGCCACGCCAGCAGCAGUCCCUGUCUCUUGGCCCCUCGAGUGCUGGAGGGCCCAUCCCUGGAGUUGGUGGAGCAGGACUCCCAGGACUCAGCACAAAGCAGUGGCACAUCUACCUCCCUGGCCUCUGCCGAGACCGCCAGUCAGCCCGAGUACAAGGACAACAAAGGCUUUGGCAUCGGUGAGCUGGUGUGGGGUAAGAUCAAGGGCUUCUCUUGGUGGCCGGGCAUGGUGGUGACCUGGCGCGCCACAGGCAAGCGGCAGGCCUCCCACGGCAUGAGGUGGCUGCAGUGGUUCGGGGACGGCAAGUUCUCCGAGGUUUCUGCUGACAAGUUGGACUCCUUCACAGCUUUCCCGAAGUUCUUUAACCAGGCCUCCUACACCAAGCUUGCCUCUUACCGGAGAGCAAUAUUCCAGGCACUAGAGAUGGCCAGCCUGCGUGCAGAGAAGACCUUCCCAGUGUGUGAGUCAGACAGCCCUGAGGACCAGGUGAAGCCCAUGCUGGACUGGGCCAAUGGAGGCUUCCUGCCCAAAGGCUCUGAGGGGCUCAAACCCACAGAGAACAGCGAGAAUGGUUCCCUGAAUCACCAGGUCCUGGAUGUCAGUCUGUCUGAGUAUUUCCCCACACCCAAGAGGCUGAAGCCCAGCGUGUGCAAGACCAAGCAGGGCACUGAAGAUGUCUACAGCAGAGAACAAAUGGUCCAUGAAGUAUUGAAGAACAACAGAAGCAUAGAAGAAUUUUGCCUCUCUUGUGGGAAAGCAAGAGCAGCAACUUUUCACCCACUAUUUGAAGGAGGCCUUUGCCAAACAUGCAAGGAUGUGUAUUUAGAGAUCUCCUACAUGUAUGACGAUGAUGGAUAUCAGUCUUACUGCACUGUGUGCUGUGGGGGCCGGGAGGUGCUUCUGUGUGGGAACGUCAACUGCUGCAGGUGUUUCUGUGUGGACUGCCUGGACAUCCUGGUGGGUGCAGGGGCUUCGGAGAGCGCGAAGGUGCUGGACCCCUGGCGAUGUUACAUGUGCCAGCCCGCCGUGCAGUGCGGCGUGCUCAAGCGCCGGCACGACUGGAGCAUCAAACUGCAGGAGUUCUUUGUCAAUGACAAAGGGCAGGAGUUUGAAAGCCCCAAAAUCUACCCAGCAGUCCCGGCAGAGCAGAGACGCCCCAUCCGUGUGCUGUCACUGUUCGACGGCAUCGCCACCGGAUAUCUUGUGUUGAGAGACCUGGGUUUCAAGGUGGACCAGUACAUUGCAUCCGAGGUGUGUGAAGACUCCAUCUCAGUUGGAGCUGUCCGACAUGAAGGAAAAAUCCAUUAUGUGCACGAUGUGCGAAACAUCACCAGAAAGGAUAUUGCAGAAUGGGGGCCAUUUGACCUGGUGAUUGGUGGAAGCCCAUGCAAUGACCUCUCUAUUGUGAACCCAGCCAGAAAAGGCCUGUAUGAAGGCACAGGGAGGCUGUUCUUCGAAUUCUACCGGCUCCUGAGCGAGGCCAAGCCCAAAGAAGGGGAGGACCGCCCCUUCUUUUGGAUGUUUGAAAACGUGGUUGCCAUGGGUGUCAAUGACAAGAGAGAUAUCUCCCGCUUCCUGGAGUGCAAUCCUGUGAUGAUUGAUGCCAUCGAGGUGUCGGCUGCACACAGGGCCCGCUACUUUUGGGGGAACCUGCCUGGAAUGAACAGGCCACUGUGUGCCUCAGGAAUGGACAAACUGGAGCUGCAGGACUGCCUGGAGCAUGGGCGUGUAGCAAAGUUUGGAAAGGUGCGCACCAUCACCACGCGGUCCAACUCCAUCAAGCAGGGCAAAGACCAGCACUUCCCUGUAAUGAUGAAUGGGAAAGAGGACAUCCUUUGGUGUACAGAGCUUGAGAGGAUUUUUGGAUUCCCAGUGCAUUACACAGAUGUAUCCAACAUGGGUCGUGGUGCUAGACAGAAGCUCCUAGGUCGGUCCUGGAGUGUACCUGUGAUUCGACAUCUGUUCGCCCCACUCAAGGACUACUUCGCUUGUGAAUAACCCCUGCCAAGGACAUGUGCCCCCAUCUGGCUCACUUGCAGAAUGCAAAGGGUGAAGAACAAGUUCUUCUUGCGUGUACUCUGAGCACAGCAGGGCUUCGUCCCAAAUAUUAGACACAGGGCAUUGAGCUGAGAGGCAUUCUUCUCCUUUAACUGAACAAGCUGUUGCAAUGCUGUCGUUUUAUUGGUUAAAGCCAGCGGUAUUGCCUGCUGGUGGCUUUAAACUCCAACAUACUCAAUGAUUUAACAUCAAAAUUCAGAGACAUCCUAGACUGCGCUUUAGAAAGAUACUUCAGGCAUACACCCUGACUUAAAGGAGAACACCAGUCACAAAUUUCAAUGAUUUGUAUGUAUUAAGUACUUGCAUGGAUGGUUGAGCUAUUUGAAUUCUGAACCAGAAUCACCAGUCGUGUAAACUCAGAACACAACCCUCCUCUUCCAGUCAAUACAAACUAGCCUGAGCAUUUCAUCUGAGUGAACAAA
Molecule: messenger RNA, 3174 nt
Organism: Megalops cyprinoides (Indo-Pacific tarpon)
Lineage: Eukaryota; Metazoa; Chordata; Actinopteri; Elopiformes; Megalopidae
Gene: dnmt3bb.1
Product: DNA (cytosine-5-)-methyltransferase 3 beta, duplicate b.1
Exons: 22
Coding region: 236-2692 (818 amino acids)
Biological process (GO): negative regulation of transcription by RNA polymerase II
Cellular component (GO): nucleus
Molecular function (GO): DNA (cytosine-5-)-methyltransferase activity, acting on CpG substrates; DNA binding
Source: RefSeq, a predicted model, not a curated record